Molecule: messenger RNA, 1021 nt
Organism: Dipodomys ordii (Ord's kangaroo rat)
Lineage: Eukaryota; Metazoa; Chordata; Mammalia; Rodentia; Heteromyidae
Gene: Bambi
Product: BMP and activin membrane-bound inhibitor
Exons: 2
Biological process (GO): transforming growth factor beta receptor signaling pathway; negative regulation of transforming growth factor beta receptor signaling pathway; positive regulation of canonical Wnt signaling pathway
Molecular function (GO): frizzled binding
Source: RefSeq, a predicted model, not a curated record
UCAGGAGAAAUACGAUGCUACUGUGAUGCUGCCCACUGCGUGGCCACUGGUUACAUGUGUAAAUCUGAACUCAGUGCCUGCUUCUCUAGACUUCUUGAUCCCCAGAACACAAACUCCCCACUCACCCACGGCUGCCUGGACUCCCUUACAAGCACAACAGACAUCUGCCAAGCCAAACUGGCCCAAAACCACUCGGGCAGCACCAUGCCCACGUUGGAAUGUUGUCACGAAGACAUGUGCAAUUACAGAGGCCUACAUGAUGUUCUUUCUCCUCCCAAAGGCGAAGCCUCAGGACAAGGAAACAGAUAUCAGCAUGAUCGCAGCAGAAACCUGAUCACCAAAGUGCAGGAACUAACUUCCUCUAAAGAACUGUGGUUCCGGGCGGCAGUGAUCGCAGUUCCUAUUGCUGGCGGGCUGAUUUUAGUGUUGCUCAUCAUGCUGGCCCUGAGAAUGCUCCGAAGCGAGAACAAGAGGCUACAGGACCAGCGGCAACAGAUGCUCUCCCGUUUGCACUACAGCUUCCAUGGACACCAUUCCAAAAAGGGACAGGUUGCAAAGUUAGACUUGGAGUGCAUGGUGCCUGUCAGUGGACAGGAAAAUUGCUGUCUGACCUGUGACAAAAUGAGACAAGCAGAGCUCAGUCAGGAUAAGAUCCUUUCCUUGGUUCACUGGGGCAUGUACAGUGGUCACGGCAAGCUGGAAUUCGUAUGACGGGAGUCUUAACCUGUACUGAACUUCUUUCUUGAAGGUCUUUUGAGUUCUGCUGGACAGGAGCACUUUAUUUGAAGUCAAACAAACUCAUGGAAUGAAUCAUCUUGUGAGACAAAAUGACCUCUGCAAACAGCAUCUUGGAUAUUUCUUCUGAAGGAUUAUUUGCACAGACUUGAAUACAGUCAGAUGUAUUAUUUGCUUUAACAUUAUUAAAAAAGGCAGAGAAGACUAUGUACACACUUGCCAGGGUUAUGUACGUCCAAAGGAGCUGGAAUCGAGUACCUAAAUAAACUCAAUGUACUCUGUGGAA